GUUUAAUGACUGUAGCUGCAUAUGAAAAAGAUCAAAUUGUCAAUUUAAUAUAAAAGGUCUCGUUCCUAUGACCGCGUUAGAUGAUCACAAAUGUUUCUUAUCGCGCGUUUAAAAGAUUCUAAUCGAGGUGUUGAAGUACUUGAUGUCGUAAUGCUACACAUUAAAUACAACAAUCCUACUAUCAUUAUAUAAAAUGGCAACAUUUUGGUCAGGAAGGCCUGGUUGGUUAGGAAAAGUAGGAAUAGCAUUGCUGGCUACAUGGCUUUUGGUACUAAUUAUAUCAGUAUCGCAUAUUUUUAAGACUAAUAGCUUAAUGUCUGAUAACGAAAGUCAUACGAAUAAAGAGAAUGCUCAACGUUUGGCCAAAAUGGUAAACGACUUUGAAAUUCUUAGAAGACAAAACGAGGGAUUAAAAAACAUAGUCAGAGGAGAAAGGUCUAAAUCCAUUCAAGGAGAUCAUUUAGGUUCUAUACACGAGAAGCUUGACAAGGCUUCGCUUUACGACGACUUGUUGGAUCGACAAGAUAAAGUAAAACACGGUGUACCUUCUUCGGAAUACGAAGAAUUACGACGAAGGAUAAGAAAUAACGUACAAGAAACCUGGUAUUAUGUUAGCGCGGAACUAAAUAAACUUAAGAAAUCUUUUGAUAAAUUGAGCCACGAGCAGAAAGAAAAAAAAAUACAAGAUAUGUUAGAGAAUGUCUGGGAUCAUAAAAGAUCUCUCACAACAGACAUUGACAAAUUAAUAAAAGCAGAUGGCUACAACGAAUGGCGUAAAAAGGAGUCAAAAGAUUUGUCUGACCUUGUGCAAAGAAGAUUUAGGUCUUUACAAAAUCCUAGCGAUUGCAGUAAAGCAAGAAAGUUAGUGUGCAGUUUAAACAAAGGUUGCGGAUUUGGAUGUCAGAUCCAUCACAUCACGUAUUGUUUCUUGGUUGCUUAUGGCACAGAACGGACAUUAAUAAUUAAAUCUAAAGGUUGGAGGUAUCAUAAGGAUGGCUGGGAAUCUGUUUUUAAGCCGCUCAGUGAUACAUGCCUAUCUACGACUGGAGUAUCUCAUGCUAAUUGGCCCGGUGACUCUUCCCAGCAAGUAAUUUCCUUGCCGAUUGUGGAUAAUGUUUCUCCAAAACCAAGGUUUCAACCGCCAAGUGUACCCGCGGAUCUAGUUCCCAGAUUAGAGAAACUCCAUGGGCAUCCGUUAGUAUGGUGGGUGGGCCAAGUUCUAAAAUAUCUAAUGCGACCUCAAGAACACGUGAAAAAAACACUAGAGUAUGCAAAGGAAAGACUCGGUUUUAAAAAGCCUAUUGUUGGAAUACAUGUACGAAGAACGGAUAAAGUUGGGACUGAAGCUGCUUAUCAUGACAUAGAUGAAUAUAUGGUAAAAGUUGAACAGUAUUUUAAUGAACUUGAAACACAACCGGAGGUAAAAAGGGUAUUUUUGGCCAGUGAUGAUCCGAAAGUAAUUACAACAGCGAGGAAUCGUUAUCCGAACUAUGAUAUAAUAGGAGAUCCAGAAAUAGCUGAAACGGCAUCGGUCGCAAAAAGAUAUUCCGAUUCUUCCUUACAAGGAAUAAUUAUAGACAUACAUCUGUUGUCCGAAUGUGAUUAUUUAGUAUGUACAUUUAGUUCCCAAGUAUGCCGUGUGGCGUACGAGUUAAUGCAAACAUAUUAUCCGGACGCUUAUAAUCGAUUUACAUCGCUGGAUGAUAUUUACUAUUACGGUGGUCAAAAUCCACAUCCCCAUCAGGCUAUUUUGGAUCAUAAGCCAAGGAAAAUUGGUGAAAUAGAGCUAAAAGUCGGAGAUUUGAUCGAAGUUCUUGGAAAUCAUUGGGACGGUUACUCUAAAGGUUACAACACACGAACUAGCAUGACGGGCUUAUUUCCUAGUUUUAAAGUAAAGAAUCCCGUGGACGCUGUAGACUUCCCGAAAUAUUCAAACGUUCCGUUAUAUGAAAACAAAAACGAGUAGACACAUUCUGAAUGUGUAGUGAUCCUGAAAAUAUUCAGAUUGCUUGCAAAAUAAUAUAACUUGCCUUCGUAUUUAAAUUGUUAAAAGCAGUAAAUGAAAUCAUGAAUAUGUAUAUAUUUUACUACUAGCAAGUAACAAGUUUUAUUUCCACAAACUGACACUAUCACGAGUUGUGAGACAAAGAAGUAAGUUAUGCUAUUUUUUAAGCAAAUAUACAUGUUGAAUUUUAAGAAGACUGUAUAUAAAUAGUUGCAAACGAAAAUUAUAGAAAGUUCUGAAUAAAUUUACGAUCUUCUUAAAAAUUGAACUAUAAAUGAAGAUUAGAAAUUUUUAAAUUAGAGACGUAUAGAGAUAUAGUUGAAGUUUUAAUUAUUGUUUUAACUAGUACGUUUAAAAGUAUGAAACAAAUUAAACAUUUUAAUUGAUAUACAACAUAGACAAAGGUUAUUUGUGCCAAUGCCAUUUCAUUCUCAAAGCGUUAUGUACAAUGGCAACGCCGCUGUUUACAUAAUAACAAAACAUUUGAUAAUGUCAAUUUUUGUAAGUUGAAAUUACAAAUUUUACAUCACUAGUUAAUCUCACAUCUCAUGAUAAAAAAAUUCUAUGUUAUAAUUAAUUGUCAUAGCGUACAAUUUGUACAUAAGAUAUGCAAUAUGAAAUCAAUGUACAUUACAAUUUUUUUAUGAUACUAGAGCUUAUACAAUACGCAUAACAAAUAAUGCAUAAAUGACGUAUGCCAAGCAUAAUAUGCAUAGACAUCGAGCUGGGCUUGAGGCCUAUCUUAUACAUUUAAGGAUGUUUCCUGUAUACAUAUUGUAAUAUAUUUUAUACUAUACACCA
Molecule: messenger RNA, 2806 nt
Organism: Colletes gigas
Lineage: Eukaryota; Metazoa; Arthropoda; Insecta; Hymenoptera; Colletidae
Gene: FucT6
Product: alpha-(1,6)-fucosyltransferase
Exons: 6
Coding region: 194-1966 (590 amino acids)
Biological process (GO): protein N-linked glycosylation
Cellular component (GO): Golgi cisterna membrane
Molecular function (GO): glycoprotein 6-alpha-L-fucosyltransferase activity; protein binding
Source: RefSeq, a predicted model, not a curated record